UUUUAUUUUUAUUUUUUGUCAAAUUUUUUCUAUCGUCAUCUUAUUUACUCGUGUAUUCCAUUCAUUCGUACCAUACACGGCGCGUUGCUUACAAGCCAAAAAUUUCAAUUAUUGAAAAAAAUAUAUUAAUUAGCUCUUAAUCGAGCUGUAAUCAGAGAGUUGGUUAAUUGGCGAGGGAUCGCGAUACUGUUUCGGAUUUAUUGUUGGAUAUAUUGUUUUGAGGGAGAUGAUUAUGGAGGAGCAAGAUUCAGGUUUACUUCAAUGGGGUCUUCAUUUUUUUGAAUGUGAUCCUUAUUUGCAUUCUGGGUAUCAUGGUGAGAUAGUUCAGCAUGAUGCUAAUGACAUCUAUAAUGGUCAGUAUUUCAGAGAUCAUAGUGAUGCAGAGUGUAAUCAGGUAGAAAAUGAUGAGAUUAUUGCUCGUACCCUUCAAGAAGAAUUUUCUCAAGAAUUUUCACAAUUAGCACUUGCAGAAGACUCUCAAUAUUCACAUGCAGGAGAAGACCACCUGCAAGAUUCUGUUCAGGACCAUGAUUGGCAUAAUUUGUCCACAAGGAAUUAUAGUUCAGGAUAUGAGUGUGGCCAAGAUGAAUCUGAUGAUACGGGGCCAUCCUGUUCAUGUUCUAGCCCUGGAGAUGGAGAGGAGGAUUCCUAUUCCUUGGAGUUACCUAGUGAAUAUAUACUAGAUGAGGAAGUGGGAAAGAGGUUGAAUCAAAUGAUUCCUAUUCCUCAUGUUCCUAGAAUUAAUGGGGAAAUACCAUCACUUGAUGAAGCAACUUCAGAUCAUGAAAGAUUGCUGAACAGAUUGCAGUUAUAUGGCUUUGUUGAGCUUAAAGUCCCAGGAGAUGGCAACUGUCAGUUUCGUGCUUUGUCAGAUCAACUCUAUAACACACCUGAGCAUCACAAAUAUGUGAGACGACAAGUUGUAAAUCAGCUGAAGUCUCAUCCAGAUAUGUAUGAAGGAUACGUUCCCAUGGAGUAUGGUGAAUAUUUAAAGAAGAUGUCCAAGAGUGGUGAGUGGGGUGAUCAUGUCACGCUGCAGGCAGCUGCAGAUUCGUUUGGUGUAAAAAUAAUUGUUAUUACUUCUUUUAAGGACACCUGUUACAUAGAAAUUCUUCCCAACACCAAGAAACCAAAAGGAGUUAUUUGCCUGAGUUUUUGGGCAGAGGUUCACUACAACUCAAUCUAUUCUCAAGAAGAUAUACCUUUGCGGGAGUCUAGACGGAAGAAAAGAUGGUGGAACUUUGGGAAUUAGCAUAUAGAAUGUCAAAGUAGCUUGUGGCAUACUUCUCUCAUUUUGUUGAAUUCUGCCGUUGCUGCUCGACUUUUCUGUGUGGGUCUACUUCUUGGAGCAAGAAUUUGCCUUUUCAUGUUCAUUUUCAAAACAUUAUAUAUUCCCCUUUUUUUCUCGCAGUUUUGCAUGCAUAUGUAUAGCAAUG
Messenger RNA from Pistacia vera, 1436 nucleotides. RefSeq names its product OVARIAN TUMOR DOMAIN-containing deubiquitinating enzyme 12. Gene Ontology annotation, biological process: protein deubiquitination. The transcript has 11 exons. Bases 227 to 1252 code for a protein of 341 amino acids. The record is from RefSeq and is a predicted model, not a curated record. Gene Ontology annotation, molecular function: cysteine-type deubiquitinase activity. NCBI's taxonomy places the organism in Eukaryota, Viridiplantae, Streptophyta, Magnoliopsida, Sapindales, Anacardiaceae.